Molecule: messenger RNA, 567 nt
Organism: Cucurbita maxima (winter squash)
Lineage: Eukaryota; Viridiplantae; Streptophyta; Magnoliopsida; Cucurbitales; Cucurbitaceae
Product: transcription factor bHLH96-like
Exons: 2
Coding region: 131-445 (104 amino acids)
Biological process (GO): regulation of transcription by RNA polymerase II
Molecular function (GO): RNA polymerase II cis-regulatory region sequence-specific DNA binding; DNA-binding transcription factor activity, RNA polymerase II-specific
Source: RefSeq, a predicted model, not a curated record
AUUGUUUUUCAUUCCUAAUCAUAUAAUUCAUCUCAUCCAAAAAAAGUUUCAAAAAUAAUGAAACUUUGUUCGAUCACUUUCUCUUAUUUCUUUUACCUCCCCGUCCUCGUCCUCUCGUUCUUGGCCUUUCAUGGCGUCCACCGAUCGUAGCAACUCAAGCAACCCGAACAAUGUAAUCGACAUCGAAGUGUCGAUGGCGGAGUGUCAUGCAAGGAUUAAGAUAAGAUGUAGAAAGUUCCCGAAGCAGCUUCGUAAGAUCGUGUCCGGCUUGCAUUCCUUGCGCCUCACUGUUCUUCAGCUCAAUGUCUCCACUGCCCAUCAGAUUGCCCUCUACUCUUUCACUCUCAAGGUUGAGGAAGAUUGUGCGCUUUGUUCCGAGGAAGAAAUUUCAAGAGGUGUGUAUCAAUUGCUUUGCAGAAUUCAAGAAGAGGCAUUCUCAGUUUGAUUUUUUUUUAAAAAAAAAAAUUAGAAUUUUAAUUAAUGAUCUUGAAUUUUCUUUUUCUUGAUGGAGUUGGAGAUUCACAUUGUAAACUUUGAGAUUGUAUUUGUUUGGUUCUUCUUUGUCUU